GCUAUUUCUAUUUCCUUUUUUUCUGUUGAUUUUUAUUAUAAACAAACACUAUGGUGGUAUUUCCAGCCUCUUUCGGCAUAAGGCUUCUGGCAUUGUCCAGCGCAGUGUGCGCCUCGUCCGCGCACCAGCACGUGUUCUCAGCUCAGCACCACUAUUCAACAGAGCAAAUGCCUGCAUCCAACAAUGGAAACAGCCGCUACGCCGAGCCAAGCGUGGCAAAAACAUCCCAAUGGACAUCGAUAACAUCAAUGGAUGCCAUUCCCAACUACCAGUUGCGAGUCAAAAGCCCCCAGCUAUGCGACACCAACGUCACGCAGUACAGCGGAUACUUGGACACAUCCGAGGACAAGCAUUUUUACUUUUGGUUUUUCGAAGCACGCAAGGGCAAGCGUGAAGACGCACCCCUGAUACUCUGGCUCAAUGGAGGGCCCGGGUGCAGCUCAUUCACGGGGCUUUUGAUGGAGUUGGGUCCCUGCAGAGUCAGCCCAGGCGGCAACGACACGGAGCAUAAUCCGUUUGCGUGGAAUGAUCGCGCCCAUGUUAUUUUCCUCGACCAACCGACCAACGUCGGAUUCUCCUAUGGCUCAGAUGUGUUUACCUCUUUGGCUGCUGGAAAAGACGUCAAUGCUCUUCUGCAGCUGUUUUACGAGGGGUUCCCGCAGUACGCAAAGAGCGAGCUCCAUGUGUUUGGCGAAUCAUACGGCGGUCAUUAUGUGCCUGCAGUGGCCAAGGCUAUUCGCGAGUCCAAUGACCGAGUGAAAGAGAAUAGACACGUGGCGCAACUGCAAGGAGUAGAUGAUUCUGAGGAUCUCCGCAUACUUCCGCUUGUCUCAAUCGGCAUUGGCAACGGCAUAGUUGAUCCGCUGGUACAGUACAAGUACUAUUCCCAAAUGGCGUGCAACUCGACGUACGCGCCGGUUCUCAGUAAGGAGCAGUGUAAGUCUAUGGAUGACGCUUAUCCGACGUGCGCGCGGAUGACCCGGGCUUGCUACAAGUGGAGGAACGCCCUGGCUUGCGUGCCGGCUAUGAUGUAUUGCGGUAAUAAGAUCGAGGGCAUGUAUAUGAAGUCGGGCCGUAACCCAUACGAUGUGCGGCGGGAUUGCGAGGGCAACGACCUGUGCUAUCCGAUAUUGAACGAUAUUGACACGUACCUGAACCUGCCCGAAGUGCAGAGGGAGCUGGGAGUCGAGGUCAGCAAGUAUGCGUCUUGCUCGGAUAAGGUCUACACGGGGUUUUCGCUCAACGGCGACUUAAUGAAACCGUUCCACCAAGAGAUUCCGCCACUAUUGGCUGAUGGAAUUCGUGUUUUGGUUUACGCCGGCGACGCUGACUUUAUCUGCAACUGGUACGGAAACAAGGCGUGGUCGAUGGAGCUGGAGUGGCCUGGAAAGGAUGCGUUUAAUCAGGCGGGCGACAAGGAGUGGGCUGUUGGAAGGGACUCGGCUGGCGAGGUGCGCAGCUACGGGAAUUUUACGUUUUUGCGCGUGUUCAGUGCCGGCCAUAUGGUUCCCUACGACCAGCCGGCCAAUGCACUCGACAUGAUCAACCGCUGGCUGGCAAACGAGGAAUUCUAAAUGGUUUUUGUAAAUGAAUAAGUAAAAAUCCAAUAACCC
Messenger RNA from Kickxella alabastrina, 1613 nucleotides. RefSeq names its product Alpha/Beta hydrolase protein. The transcript has a single exon. Gene Ontology annotation, biological process: proteolysis. The record is from RefSeq and is a predicted model, not a curated record. Bases 51 to 1574 code for a protein of 507 amino acids. NCBI's taxonomy places the organism in Eukaryota, Fungi, Kickxellomycota, Kickxellomycetes, Kickxellales, Kickxellaceae. Gene Ontology annotation, cellular component: fungal-type vacuole. Gene Ontology annotation, molecular function: serine-type carboxypeptidase activity.